GCGUAGAAAUGUGGAAGAUAAGGUGAUUUGGCAUGAUACAGUAGAUGGGGUUUUCUCUGUGAAGUCUGCCUACCAUCUGACAGUCUCUCUGGAUAGGAGGGAGGGGAGUUGGAAGUCGUCAGCCAGUUGGAUGGAUAGGGCUAGUUGGAUUCGCUUGUGGAAUGCUGAUAUUCCCCCUAAGUUGAAAGUUUUUGUCUGGCAAAUUUUUAACCGGGCACUUCCAACGUCAGAGGCGCUUAUUGCGAAGAAGGUGCCUGUCCAUCCCAGAUGCCCGGUCUGCUGGGAAAGUGCAGAGACGAUGGAGCAUCUUUUCCUUGAUUGCCCGGUGGCCCGUGCCCUCUGGGGGUUCUCGGGCAUGGAACAUCUAGGGGAGGGGUUGCCUCGGCAGACUUUCCCGUUAUUUCUAAAAAGAUUGCUAGGUCUGAUCCAGUCUCCGGGGUUGUUCAUGGCGAUUGUUUGCCUCCUGUGGCGGAUUUGGCGGUCCAGGAACUGGGUUGUCUUUGAGGGUAAGCAGUUCGGUUUCCCAGCGUUGAUGCGUCAAUUCCAUCAACAGUAUGAGGAAUGGGUUAGCCUAUCGCCAGCGGUAGGAGCACGGCAGGCCAGGUCUCCUAGAGUCUCUGUGGGGGGUGAUAGCAGGGUGGUUUGUAUGUGGGAUGGGGCCACAAAAUUGGGCUCACAUUCGGCUGGUGGGAUGGUCCUUAUGACUCCAGCAAGGGGGAUCAUGUUGGUGAAGGGUUAUCAGCUCCAGGGGAUUGAUGAUCCAAUGGUGGUUGAGUUGUUGGUGCUGCGCGAGGCGAUCGUCUGGUGUCUUGAGCUUGGAGUGGUGGAUGUCCGUUUGGAGGGGGAUGCUAAAGUGCUCAUUGAUAAAAUCAACAGGGCGGAUGCUAGAAGCAAUAGGGUAGGGGCGGUGCUUGAAGAGAUUAUGUACUAUGUUAACGCCCAUCCUGGCUUGGAUAUUCGAUUUGUAGGUCGGAGGAACAAUAGGGUAGCUCAUUUGGUGGCUAGAAAGGCCCUUUCUUUGUACCCGGCUAUGAGUCGUUAUUUUGAUUUUCGGGCCUGGCUUAGCUCCAGGAUGUAACUAUUGUCUUGAUAUCAAUAUAUGAUUACCUUUUGUCAAAAAAAAAAAAAAGAAUUUCUAGUGUUAGCUAUCCAAAAUCCAGACUAGGAGAUUCAUCGAAAAAAAAAUACCAGACUAGGAGUAUACACAAAUAGGUAAGAGAUGGAGAAAAUAUUGUGAAAUCUAUUUUUUCUUCUUUUUUGGGUAAGGAACAAAAUUAAUGAAUAAUAAUAAUUUUUCUCGUGAAAUCUAUUUUAUCUUCUUCUUUUUUUGGGUAAGGAACAAAAUUAAGGAUUAAUAAUAAUAAUUUUAUUUCUAGUGUUGAAAAGGGGGAAAGAAAUUCCAGAUUCUAGA
Molecule: messenger RNA, 1411 nt
Organism: Linum trigynum
Lineage: Eukaryota; Viridiplantae; Streptophyta; Magnoliopsida; Malpighiales; Linaceae
Source: the annotation of a GenBank genome assembly